Molecule: messenger RNA, 2145 nt
Organism: Dermatophagoides farinae (American house dust mite)
Lineage: Eukaryota; Metazoa; Arthropoda; Arachnida; Sarcoptiformes; Pyroglyphidae
Product: tRNA wybutosine-synthesizing protein 4
Biological process (GO): wybutosine biosynthetic process; tRNA methylation
Molecular function (GO): protein binding; tRNA methyltransferase activity
Source: RefSeq, a predicted model, not a curated record
ACACGUGAAUUUCAGUAGCAACAAAUUAUGGAUCAAAUAGAUGAAAAGAAGAAUAAAAAAAAUGAUUUGACCAAAAUAAAAUCGAUAACUGGAACAAAUGAUUUCAGUACAUUGUCAAAAUAUUCAAUGAUAAAUAAAGGAUAUUGUUGUGAUCCAUAUUUAAAAUAUUUUAUUGAUGGUGAUUCGACGACGAUAAUCAAAACACGUGCACCAAUCAUUCAUCAUGGAUAUUAUGUUCGUUUUAAAGCCAUUGAAUAUGGAUGGCAAAAAGUAUUCGAAUAUUCAAUGAAUGAACAACAAAUCAAUAUAAUUUUAUCAUUAGGCGCUGGUUUUGAUACAUCAUCAUUUCGAUAUCGGAGUGAUCGAAAUAUUUUCAUUGAAAUUGAUCAUCCAGAUGUUUGCCAGCGAAAAGCCAAUAUUAUUCGCAUGAAUCAAUUGAUUGAUGAUAAGAAAAUAAAUUUCGAGGAAAAUUGUCCGGAAUUAUUUUUGCAAUCAUCAAGAUAUUUAUUAUUCGGUGUAGAUUUACGUCAACAUUCGCAGGUGAUUAAUUUGUUGUCCACAAAUCUAUUGGAUGAUAUGAUCAACGAUGCUGCAACUGAUUCAAAUGAAAUGAAAAGACUAAAUUUUAUCUUAUUCAAUGAAUGUUCACUGUGUUAUAUUGAACAAACGGUUGCCGAUAAAUUAAUGGCUAAAAUUAUCGGAUUCAUUGAAACAAAAUAUUCAUCAUCUCGGUAUUCUAUUCAAAUUCAAUAUCUUGGAUAUGAAAUGUACAACGCAAACGUUGAUUCCAAUGAUUUCAAUCGAUUCAUGUUCAAACAUUUUCAACAGAUGAAUGCACCGAUUCUUACAUUUAUCAAUGAGAAUCAAAUACGUAAACGUUUUGAAAAUUUAAAUUUUAAUCAAAUUAAUCUGAUAAAUAUGCGUCAUUUUUAUCGAGAAUUAUUAACACAAGAAGAUCGUAAUCGAAUCAAUCAUCGUAUUGAACCAUUCGAUGAAUGGGAAGAAUUGGAAAAUGUUUGUCAAGUUUAUUGUUUGACUAUUUGUAAAAAAUUCAAAUCCAAUCAAUUAUCCAAUCAAACAAUAACGAUAUACGACCACCGACCAGUUAAAUCUUUGCUAGCGAAAUCAUUUCAUCCAUCGUUACAAGUAUUUGGUCAUUGUAGUAAUUAUGAUGCCCAUAAUAAUCAGAUAAAUGUAUUUGGUGGAUUCGGUAUCGAACCACCACCACCACGACAAUCGUCUGUCAAAAUGAAUAAUCGUGUUGCACAUUCAAGAUUUAAAAAUAUUCUACAAUUAUCGUUGGAUGAUUCACAUGAACAAAUCACCAAUGUUCAAAUAAUUCAUUCGAAAAAUAAUGAAUCCAUCAUUAAUCGAUUACAUUCUCGUGUUGUACCAUUCAAUGAUGGUAAACAUUUUUUCCUUUCAGGUGGACGUAAAUCACCAAAUCAACCAUUGUUAUCAUCUAUCAUAGCGAUAGAUUAUGAUAUAAAUCAAUUUGAAAUUAUUGAAUCAUUCGAUAUCGUUCAUAAAUAUCGUCAUGUUUGCAGUCGAUUUGGUUAUCGUGAUCAAUUAUGUCAAUUUGGUGGUCUACCACUGAUUCAAUCAAACAACAAUGUUGAUGAAUCAAAUUCAAUAUGGAUGUUUGAUAUGGCAACAUCACGAUGGUUUCAAUCAAAAAUCAAUGGUUUACUUACUGAUCGUCAUUCAUUGGCAUUCACAACCUUCGGUAAUCAUUCCAUCGUAUUGAAUGGUGGUCUUGAUUGUCAUCAUAAUCAAUUUUUAUCGGAAAAUCAUAUUGAACUUAUGGAUAGUCGAAUGGAAAAUGUUGAAAAAUUUUUAAUUGCAGAUUUAAGUGAAAAAUUGUAUUCACAUCAUAUGAAAAUCAUUGAUGAUCAUAGAAUAUUGAUAAUUGGUGGUAUCGCUGAUUAUGGAAUUUCCAAUCGAAUUUAUCAAAUUGAUUUUAGAUUGAUGAAAAUUUUAACAACAAAUUAUAUUGGAACCAAUGAUGAUGAUCAGAUAUUAAUGAUGCACAAUUUUAGUUGUGAAUUAAUCAAUAAAAAUUAUCUCUGGACAAUUGGUGGUGGUGGGAAUUGUUUUUCAUUUGGUACACAUUUUAAUCCAAUUUUAUCGUUUCAAAUCGAUUGA